This is a messenger RNA of Argiope bruennichi, 1418 nucleotides long. RefSeq lists its product as uncharacterized. Gene Ontology annotation, molecular function: actin monomer binding. The transcript has 4 exons. Gene Ontology annotation, cellular component: cell cortex. Bases 108 to 503 code for a protein of 131 amino acids. The record is from RefSeq and is a predicted model, not a curated record. Lineage: Eukaryota; Metazoa; Arthropoda; Arachnida; Araneae; Araneidae.
GUGACACCGGCAUUUUGAGUAGAACUAAGAGGGUGUAGUGAGUAAGACAGGAGUUGGUGUGCAUUGUCAAGGAAAAAUUAGUAGAACUUUUGAUUCAAUUACACAUCAUGUCUUGGCAAGCAUAUGUUGAUAAUCAGAUUUGUGCCGAAGUGUCAUGUAGAGUUGCUGCUAUUGCAGGAUUACAAGAUGGUUCUAUUUGGGCUAAAUACGAGGAUCCACAAGCCAAGCCGGUAACACAGCAAGAACUGAAAGCAAUAGCUGAUGGCAUGCGAUCUAACCCCUCCGCAUUUCAAGAGACAGGGAUUUACCUAGGAGGAGAAAAAUAUAUUUGCCUAUACGCCGAGCCCACUCUACUCAGGGGUAGGAAAGGUAGUUCUGCCAUGAUCGUUGUGGCCACCAACACAUGUCUAUUAGUUGCUGCCACUAUAGAUGGUUUCCCACCAGGCCAGUUAAACACAGUGGUUGAAAAAUUAGGAGAUUAUUUGAAACAAAAUAAUUAUUAAAUUAUAACUGGCUCAUUAUUAAAUUAUCUUCUCAAUGAAUUUGCUUAUCACAUGACAGUAUUUGUUUCAAGAGAUCUGCUCAACGAAAAAACAAGACAAAAGGAAUUUAUCACAAAAAAAUCGUUUGGUAACGAACGUUCCGGAAAAAAAAUAUAUACAAAAAAAAAAAAAAGUCACAACCUCGUAAUUAUUUCAAGUCAUCGAACCAAUGACACCAGAUUUGUAAGCCUCGAGUUUUGUACGCUUCUAUGUGGCAUCUGAAAUAAUUAUAUAAUUCGCUUCUUCUUCGCCAGAUUUGUGUGCUCCAAAGCACAUCUGUUUCUUUUUUUAUAUGUAGCUAGUCAAAUAUUUCCUGACAUAAUCUUUAUGUAUAUAUGUAUCAGCUAAGGAGACUGGCCAGAUUUAAUAAGAAUGUUUUUAUCUAUUACUGUUUAUAUUUAAAGACUUCUCCAUUAUUUGAAAUUGAAAUAAUGAAAGAAAAUCUCAUUUUAUUUUAAUAUUUUACUAAUUUAAUUGUUUUAAUGCCGACGUCGAAAGAGAAAAUAUUGAAGUUUGUAUGCAAUGGCCUUUGAUUUACUGUGAUUUAAAUAACUUGUGCAUGUCCAUUUUGAUACAAACAUACCUUUUGGUAUAUUGUAUAGUAAUGUUACACGCUCGCUAGUGCAUUUCUUUUCUUUUUUUUUCGCUGCUCGCAUUUACUUGUGACUGGAUGAUCUGUUGUAGAAAAAUGUAGCUGUGAAUUUUUCUAUGUCCUUCGUAAUUCAGCUUACAAUGUCUGGUCCAUUGGUGGUAUUCCUUUUCGUGGUGCCAAUGUUUUUUCAUGAUGGAAUCGUGUGUUAUGAGGCUUUGUAACAUUGAAUAGUUUUUGUAACUAACUGUUUUGGCAUCUUUUUAAUUAAAUCUGUCACUUCCGUA